GAACGCAGCAGCAGCAGCAGCAGCGUCCUCCAACAUGGCGGCGCCCUGUCCCGGCCGAUGUGGCUUCUUCGUGGAGAAAAAGAAACGUUUCUGUAAAAUGAUCGUCGGCAAAGAUCAAAGGUUCUGUGGAGAGCACGCGACCAUGGAGGAAGGAAGCAGCAGGAGGAUCGUGUGUCCUCUGGACCCCAAACACACCGUGAGUGAAGACAAACUGGAGAAACACCUGAAGAAGUGUAACUCCAGAGAGAAACCCAAACCUGUUUAUUAUGUGGAGAAUAUAAACUCUGGAUCAGCUGACUCAGACGAGACCCUCCAACAGGUGAGUCUGUCUGAACGCAGUCGGACACAGUUGGAGUCUCUGCUGGACAAACUGAAAACUGCAGUCAGAGGACUGCAGUGUGAUGUGGACGACAGCGUUCUGUCUCACCCUGUCCUCCAGGAGGAGCUCGAUAACCCGAAGAACGGAGACUCCGCCCACAAACACCUGAAGCAGCAGUCCUCUAUCUUAGGUAACCUGGAGGCACUGGGGCUACUGGGAAGGGGGCGCUGCUUCGUGGAGUUUGGAGCAGGUCGAGGAAAACUGUCUCACUGGAUCCACGAAGCCCUGAAGACCCGCGACGACCUGAAGACCCGCGACGACCUGCAGCUGCUGCUGGUGGAGCGCUGCAGUACCCGCUUUAAGGUGGACGGGAAACAUCAGGAUGACAGAGUUCAGUUCGAGAGGCUGCAAGUCGACAUUCAACAUCUGGAUUUAAGUAAAGUCCCUCUGCUCCGACAGAAGAAGCUCCCGUUGGUUGGAGUUGGAAAACACCUGUGUGGAGCAGCGACAGAUCUGGCUCUGCGCUGUUUGUUGGAAACACCAGGACUCACAGGGGACGCCGAACCACCCCGAAAACGCCUCAAAUCCUCAGAAUCAGUUGAUGAUCCAGAAUCAGUUGAUGAAGCUGCACUGCCAGGCUCUGGUCCUGGUCAGGACUCAGGUCCUGCUCCAGUGCUAGGCCUGGUGGUGGCGCUGUGCUGCCACCAUCGCUGUGAGUGGCGUCAUUACGUGGGUCAGCAGUUCUUCCUUCAGCGAGGACUCAGAGCCGAAGAGUUCUCUGCGUUCUGUCGGAUGUCCAGCUGGGCCACGUGUGGACUCAGACCGACCAAUCGGGACCGCCCCCCUCAGGAUCCAACCAAUCAGAGAGGAGACGAUGAAGAGCACGAACCGGCAGAGGAGACGGAUGCUGUGAACGGGUUUCUGUCGGCAGACGAACGCGAGCGGGUCGGACGUCUCUGUAAACGUCUGAUCGACGGCGGCAGACUUCACUUCCUGAAGACGAGAGGAUUCGACAGCAAACUGACUCGAUACGCAGACGCUCAGGUGACUCUGGAGAACGUGCUGCUGACCGCCAUCCCACUGGCCGCCGUCCCCUCGUCUGCGUCCUGAACCGCAGAGACACAAAUGGCACAGACACAGUUUCUAAAGAAGACUUUUAUUUUCUCAGACUCAGUAUGUUCACAUGUUCUGUAAAGUUUGUAUUAAAGUAUUUUCAGUUGUG
Messenger RNA from Dicentrarchus labrax (European seabass), 1541 nucleotides. RefSeq names its product tRNA methyltransferase 13 homolog (gene trmt13). The coding region runs from base 35 to 1429 and encodes 464 amino acids. The transcript is spliced from 11 exons. The record is from RefSeq and is a predicted model, not a curated record. Gene Ontology annotation, biological process: tRNA methylation. Lineage: Eukaryota; Metazoa; Chordata; Actinopteri; Moronidae.